CUCGUCCCAUAGUCCGGAGAGUGGCAUUGGUCUCAGCCACAACUCCCUACCUGGCUCCGACACCUACGAUCAGCCUGACGGUGCAGAUGAUGACAAUGCUGAGUUUUAUGAUGCGGAGCCUCUGCCUAUCAUUGGGACUUGCCGGGCACUCUACACUUUUGAAGGGACCAGCGAGGGCAGCAUGAGCAUGAGUGAGGGUGAGGAACUGAACGUAAUAGAGCUGGACCAGGGCGAUGGCUGGACGCGAGUCCGGAGGAUGAGAGUGUUCGAGGAAGGAUUUGUGCCUACUACCUAUAUUGAAAUGGCCCUCUAUAAUAACUGUUGAACAUUCCUACUGAAUAGUGGUAAUGCUUUACAUAGUAUGGAAGUCAUGUAUAGCCUACAUAUGGUAAUAAAUAAUGGUAAGAUAUCAGAGAAAUGGAGCUGAUGAUUACUGUUUUAAGAACCAGUGACAAUAUUGGAAACACUGAAAUUAUUGCUCUUUAGGAAAAUCAUCCUCUUUUUAUAUAUAUAUAUAUAUAUAUCAAUAUAUAUGAAUCCUCAGUGUUGGAGCAUUGGGAGGAAAGUGAUGUGCGUUUUUGUCAGCAAUUUUUUUUCCUGCUGAAAUGCGUCCAAUCACUUCACACUGAAUGUGAAAAUCCUCCCAUUUAAAUACAGUGUUCUGUUGUUAUCUUCCGCCAUUUUUUAUUUCAAUCUACGUAUAAAUCUUCCCAGAAAUAUUGAUUUUUUUGUGUAGCCUUCAUCAAGAUUUUUGAUAUGUGUGUGUGUGUUUGUGCAUAUACUCUUUUUUUAAUGCUCAUAAUUACUCUUUUUAAAUAGAGAUUCUCUUUGAGUUACUGCAUAUGGUAAUUUGAUGGAUGUCACAAAAGAAAAUAUUUGUUUAAUGGUAUUUUUAUGUUACCUGUUUAGCAUGUGUGUAUUUUACAUAUGCACCUUUUCUUCCAUUGUAAAUUUGUAAAUGAUUGUGAAGGGACGACGAGUUCUACCUUUUGUUUUAAUGAUUCAACCUUAUUUCCUUUUUUACUUCACAUCAGUCAUUUCCCAUCAAUAGACCAAGGAAGAGCAGUUUAUAUGAUAUACUGCAUUCUUUUUAUCAAAGGCAAAGGUGUCGUAAUUGAAAUGACAGCCAGCUCAGGACUCACGAAUUUGAAGAUGCAAAUUGCACAGUCUCUUCACCAAAUUUGUGUCUUGCUGAAUGGCCAUUGCAUUGCUAUGUCAUGUCUCUUCUCACACGUGUUUGUUUCUUUAAAGAUAUCAUAAAGACAGGAAAAAAAUGUAAUUUAUGAUGAACUGGGCUAUAGUUUUCUUGUCCCUUUUUUAAAAUGUUUUUUUGAUCAAUCUUGUCAUACAGUUGCUUAUGCAUAUAACAUAUAUUUAAUUGUAAUGGAAGUAUUGCCUGACUGAGAAAGUGCUCAAACAUUUUGGUCUUUACUGUGUAUGCAAAGUACUUCUUGGAAAGAAUGUUUCAUCUCAUUCCAAUAACUGAUAAAUCUUCUCUCUAUCUAUUCACAUAAACAUAUUCUCUUAUUUUGUACAUGUAAAGCAUGUGCCAUGAAUGUGGUGUUGAUGUAUGUGAUGAAUGACUGGGUUAUGUAUGCAUAAUGGAGAUAAAACCAUUUCAAUAUCAACCUUUUAUUUUAUUAUUUUUUACAUUAAGUCCUUUUAUAAUGAUGCAUUUUAUUACUGGCUGUGCAUUUCUAAACAGGUUUGAAUCAUGCAGGAGAAACUGUAUCACUUUCUCUGCUUCAUUUUCAUGCAAUGAAAUGGAUGUCUGUGUAAGUUUCUCCAUUAAGCAAUUGAUUAUGAGUGACCAAUGUCUCAAAGAGUUCUUUUUGUGAAGUUAAACUACAGUCAUAGAUUUAUAUAGUAUUUGUAUGACAUUGUCUCAGCUGUGCCUGGACUCCUGCAAGCUGACUCCCGGCAGUGAUGGAAUUACAUUGCACUUCUGUGAAGUGCCUUCAUAUGUGAAGGGUAAUACUUUUAUAUACUUGUGGAGAUACUCUUUAAGAUACCAUUUAUCUGAUACAGAAAGCUGAAAUAUCUCCUUUGCACAGGACGCUUUGUGGCCAAUACUUGACACAUCCCCCCCAAGAAAACCUGUCAUUUGCAAUGAGUACUACAUUGUACAAUGUGAUCUGAAAACACCUGACUUCACUGUUGCUUAACUGACACAGUAGAUAUUGGUAGAGACAGGUACAUGUGAUCAUUUUGAAGGGCUCUGUCCAGGAGCCCUUUGGCAUGUGCAUCUGUAUUCUCACUAUGCAAUUGUGAGUGUAAGUGACUGCAUGCAUGCCAGUGGUAGAGGGUACCAGUGCAAGUGCUUGUAUAGAUGUGUUUUUUAUAAUGCUCAGCUAUAACUUCAGUAUCACAAGUUUUGAACCACAGUGUCCAAAGUAGUGGUUUGAUGAGUGAGCUUUAACAGCAUGUGUAGGACUGGUGUUGGCCACACGUUCAACUCAUUUCGUUUAUCUAAAAUAGAGUGUGCAUUGUGGAUACUUUAUAAUUAUCCCUUGUGCUGAACCAUGUCAUAGUCUGCAUCAUAGCCUAGAGAGUGACAAGUUGUAUCAUUCCUCUCUCUCUCUCUUACGUGAACUAAAAGUAUUUCAAUUUUUUGACAUCUAUAUGAUAUACGAUGUCUUUUCACUUAGCACCUUAAGACAGUCAAUUUUAUGCUCUGUCAGUCAGAAAGCAGAAUGUAUAGCUCCACAAGUCAGUCAGUCUAGUGUUGGGCAGGAGCACAGUUGCCCAACAGACACUCCCUGAAUCCACAGCUAUGUGACAAAGGAUGAAUACUAAGGACCCUUUAUUCUUGUUUCAUGGAAACCCUUCUGGCGUCCCGUGGUUUAUCUGUGGAGUGAAACACCUGUGCAGACCCUAUAUAACUCUUGUACAUUUUAUUUGUAUUUUGUACAUAUUUUUGUAUUAUAGUAUGUUUUAUAGAACUCAUUAAGGAGAUGCUUUUUUCAUUGUGCUUAUCAGGGAUUAAUUACAUAAUGAUCACAGUGAUCAUUUAAGGCAAGAGAUAACAAAUUGCUUGGCUUUUCAUGUCAGCCUCGUAGUUACACCCUGGUAAAUGAUGUAUUAAUAUUAUAUCUAUAAUAAAAAAGAAUGUCUGUUUA
Penaeus vannamei (Pacific white shrimp) is the source of this 3119-nucleotide messenger RNA. NCBI's taxonomy places the organism in Eukaryota, Metazoa, Arthropoda, Malacostraca, Decapoda, Penaeidae. The record is from RefSeq and is a predicted model, not a curated record.